Molecule: messenger RNA, 246 nt
Organism: Rotaria sp. Silwood2
Lineage: Eukaryota; Metazoa; Rotifera; Eurotatoria; Philodinida; Philodinidae
Source: the annotation of a GenBank genome assembly
AUGAUUAUGCCCUUGAAUGUCGAUGAUCCAUUGAGUAUACUUUGUAGUCCUGAUGAACCAUCGAUUGAUUGCUAUGAAUUUCUUCGAACUGAUACUUCAAAACGUGCACGAUUUUAUCGAUGGAUACACAAAAUGAAAAAUCAAUGGAAUAUUGAAGAAGAAAAAUUAAUUGUAACCACUAUUGCUGCCGUAAUUACGACGAUUUUUUGCAUUAUUAUUGUUAUUUAUGUCUUGCCUUUGUCAUGA